AUGACUGACACGCCCAACCGUGCAGGCGAGAGUCUCCUCGAAUCCGUUCCCGGUGAAGAGAUUAAGCGGGCGAAGGACCUGAAGAGCGUGGCAGCUGAUCAAAAUGGUGUCCCGGUGCUGUGGUUCGCAGAUGGAUCAAUCAAGCCAGACCUCAAGCCCGUCGUCGGUGCAGACGGCGGAUGGAGCAAAGCGAGGCGAAUGGUAGGCGAUGGCAAGACGACGCUCAUCUUCCAGCGCCAAGGUAGCGGGUGUACUCUGGCGUUCUGGCCGACGAGAAACUUUGCCCGCGACGUCGCGGACUCCCCGAGGCCGUGCGCCACGCUCCUCCUGUCCGACGACUUCUUCGCCCCGUGGGCUACGGAGUGGAAGGACACGGUCCGCCACCUGGGAGGUGUCCGCAGUCGGCCGCUGUACCACCUCCCGCCCGACAGCGUCAGCUGGAAGACGGUCCCAGGGCUCACGUCGGCCAGCGGCGCGGCGCACCUGGCCCUGUCGAAUGGCGAGGGCGUCAAUCGCGGCAUGACGGAAUGCCAUGGUGCUGGCCGAGAAGAUGGCGGAGCAUGGGCUGGAUGA
Molecule: messenger RNA, 573 nt
Organism: Geosmithia morbida
Lineage: Eukaryota; Fungi; Ascomycota; Sordariomycetes; Hypocreales; Bionectriaceae
Product: FAD binding domain
Source: RefSeq, a predicted model, not a curated record